GCAACAGUCUAAGGAAAGGGACCAACCAUCCGUUCCUGCAUUUCAUCCAAGAAGAUGGCAGACAAUGCUGCGGAGGCCAAGCAGACACCUCAAGGCGAGGUGAAACCGGAUGAGGGGCAGAGCCGGGCCGCGGAGAAGAGCGGGAAGAAGGCGGAGCUGAAGCCCGACGAGGCGAAGAAGCUCGUCGAGUUCAUGGAGAAGAAGUACGAGGAUCACGUGGCGAAGGUGGACUCCUUCGAGGACUUCUACCACGCCAUCUACGAGCUCAUCCAGAUGUUCUGCGAGGAGCGCGGGCAGGUGCAGUACAGGAUCCCGGCCAAGGCGAAGCUGCAGGAGGUGUACGCGAGGCACCACAAGGCGGGGAGCGGGGAGGUGAAGCGGGAGGAGUUCGCGCGGAUGAGCGGGGAGCUGGUGCGGCGGGACAGCUUCAGCUUCGGCAAGGCGACGACGGAGCUGCUCAUGUUCCUGUUCGGCGUGCCCGUGUGCGCGCUGGUGGCCAAGCGGGUGCUGCCGGGGCUGGGGUGGGUGUCGGACGACACCGUCAUCCCGCUCGCCACCUCCGGCGCCGUCGCGUACCUCGUCCACUCCAAGAAGCUCUGAUCGAUGGUAUCGUCUCAACCAAGGGCGUGUAUGCAUGGAUGGAUAUACGUGCGGUCAAAAAUAAUGCGAUCCGAUGGCUCAAAUGUUGAAGUGA
Molecule: messenger RNA, 694 nt
Organism: Hordeum vulgare subsp. vulgare (domesticated barley)
Lineage: Eukaryota; Viridiplantae; Streptophyta; Magnoliopsida; Poales; Poaceae
Exons: 3
Coding region: 55-600 (181 amino acids)
Source: RefSeq, a predicted model, not a curated record